This is a messenger RNA of Salvia miltiorrhiza (redroot sage), 1578 nucleotides long. RefSeq names its product phospholipase A1-IIdelta-like. Bases 257 to 1510 code for a protein of 417 amino acids. The transcript is spliced from 2 exons. Lineage: Eukaryota; Viridiplantae; Streptophyta; Magnoliopsida; Lamiales; Lamiaceae. Gene Ontology annotation, biological process: lipid metabolic process. The record is from RefSeq and is a predicted model, not a curated record. Gene Ontology annotation, molecular function: glycerophospholipid phospholipase A1 activity.
GUUCCAAAAUUAUAUAAAUUUAACCUUUACAUCAUUGUUAUAUCACACAUACCACUCUCACUCUCAAUCUCAGUCUCUCUCCCAUAAUUGCUAAUUAACCUUUACACUAAUUGGAAUGAAUGAAUGGUUCACACAACACUCACACAAACCCUAUCCUCUAAUAAUGAACAUAUCUUCUUCAAUUCCUACUUGUCUCAUAUCUUUCUCAAAUUCAAAAAUUUCGAUAAAAAAAUUAAUCAUUCAAUUCUAGCUAGCCAUGGAAGAAACUCAGGCGUCAACAAACGCAGAAGCGGCGGUGCCGUGGCCGGAGCUUCUCGGCAGCAACGACUGGAGCGGCCUACUGGAGCCCCUAAACCUGGAGCUCCGCCGCCUCAUCCUCCGCUGCGGCGACUUCUGCCAAGCCACCUACGACGCCUUCAACAACGACGCCAACUCCAAGUACGCCGGCAGCAGCCGCUACGGCAAGAAAUCCUUCUUCGAGAAGGUCAUGCUGGAGUCCGCCGCCGCCGACUACCAGGUCUCCUGCUUCCUCUACGCCACCGCCAAGGUCAGCGUCGCCGAGGCCGUCUUCCUCCACUCCCUCUCCCGCCAGGCCUGGGACCGCGAGUCCAACUGGAUCGGCUACAUCGCCGUCACCACCGACGCCGCCACCGCCGCCCUCGGCCGCCGCGAGAUCUACGUCGUCUGGCGCGGCACCUCCCGCAACUACGAGUGGAUCAACGUCCUCGGCGCCACCCCCCAGUCCGCCGCGCAGCUGCUUGCCGGCGCCGAUGCCGCCGCCGCCGGCAGUAGCAGCAGCGAUGAAGACGGCGAGAAUGUGCCGAAAGUCAUGAGCGGGUGGAUGACGAUAUACGUCUCCUCCGAUCCGAACUCCUCCUUCACCAAACUCAGCGCGCGAUCGCAGCUGCAGACGAAGAUCGCGCAGCUGAGGGAGCUCUACAAUGAGGAUCGCCUCAGCAUCACGCUGACGGGGCACAGCCUCGGCGCGUCGCUGGCGAUCCUCGCCGCAUUCGACCUCGUCGAGAACGGCGUCCGCGACAUUCCUGUCGCGGCCGUCGUGUUUGGCAGCCCCCAGGUGGGCGACAAGGCCUUUAGGGAUAGGGUGGCGGGAUACCCGAAUUUGAAAAUCCUGCACGUGAAGAACAAGAUCGAUUUGAUCCCGCUGUACCCGAGCGCGAUACUCGGGUACAGAGACGUGGGGGUGGAGCUGGUGAUUGACAACAGGAAGUCGCCGAGCCUGAAGGAUUCCACGAAUCCUUCGGACUGGCAUAACCUGCAGGGGAUGCUGCACGUGGUGGCCGGGUGGAACGGGGCGGAGGCGGAGUUCGAGCUCAAGGUGAAGAGGAGCGUGGCGCUCGUGAAUAAAUCGAGCGAGUAUUUGAAGGAUGAGUAUUUGAUUCCCGGUUCGUGGUGGGUGGAGAAGAACAAGGGGAUUGUGCUUGAUGAGAAUGGUGACUGGAUUUUGGCGGCGCCGGCGGAUGAGGAUCAGCCGGUGCCGGAGUUUCCGUGAAUAUGUUUCGGUUGUUGUUUGCCAAUGAUUUAUACAGAGCUAAUCGCAUUCAUUGCUUUUUUCCUUUC